Molecule: messenger RNA, 1342 nt
Organism: Ciona intestinalis (vase tunicate)
Lineage: Eukaryota; Metazoa; Chordata; Ascidiacea; Phlebobranchia; Cionidae
Product: uroporphyrinogen-III synthase
Biological process (GO): uroporphyrinogen III biosynthetic process
Cellular component (GO): cytosol
Molecular function (GO): uroporphyrinogen-III synthase activity
Source: RefSeq, a predicted model, not a curated record
UGUUAAAACACUUCUGUAAUGAGCGUUCAAGCUAAAUUGGCUGCAAUACCUGAUGUAAAAAUUGAAACAGGAACUUUUAAAUACAUUCAAAUUAAAGUCAGCUGUAAAGGUUCGGAAAAAAUAAUAAUUUGUGGUUUGGUGGAAGCGGAAUACCACGCGGACAUUUUUGACGAAGAAAGUCCGAAAAUUGAAGCUUUGGGUUUCGAUACCAUUUGCAUUGGUGGUGGUCGAAUAAAGCACGAACCAAGCAGUAAAAAGAUCGUUGUUUAUGGAUAUUCUGUUGGCUUUGGUAGAGCUGAACAUAGCAUAACAGUUGACAAGUUAAAACAACAUUAUCCAGGCUACAAUAUCACCUGGUCUAAUGAAGGCUAUUAAUUAUAUGAUUUAGGUAACCUUUUCGGGAAAUCAUGAAGAUUGUAUUAAUGCGAGCUUCAACUGGCUGUAAUGAUGAGUAUGUUAAUACUCUCAACAAAAUUGGUGAUGUAACUUCUAUUCCAGUUCUUUCUUUUAACUUCUGUAAUUGUGACUUAAUUAAAGAUGCAAUUUCAGCACCAGAUUCUUGGUCUGGAAUCAUAUUUACAAGCAAGCGAUCUGUUGAAGCUGUACAGCUGUCUCUGGAUACACCACUGUCUGAAUUAUGGGCUUCAAAACCUUGUUAUGCUGUGGGAGAAUCUACUGCAAAGAUGGCUGAGAAUUUAGGAUUUAUCAGCAAAGGUGGGAACAGUGGAAAUGCUCAAGUGCUUGCGGAACUAAUUGUCCAAGAGCAGAAGUUAGUAAACAAUCAACCACUAUUGUUUAUAUGUGGACAGUUAAAAAGGGAAACUCUUCCAUCUGUUUUGACCUGCAAUGAAAUACCAUUCCACACCAUAACAGCAUACGAAACUGUUAAGAAUCCAGUCGUUGAUGAAGCAGUUCAAAGUUAUGUUGAAGUGAAUGGCUCACCAGAUUUUAUUACCUUUUUCAGUCCAUCAGGUCAUCGGUUCUGCUUUAACACAUGGCAAUCUGCCCUGAAGGGAGACUUCUCUGCAACAAAAAUCGUUGCAAUUGGUGAAACAACUGCACAUUCAUUUGCAAGCCAACCAGAUAUAAGUGUAGUAACUGCAGAAAGGCCAAACCCAGAAAGUCUAUUUAAAAUCAUAAAAGCAAAUUGUGAAAGCUCUUAGUUUAUUUAAGUUUUUAUUAUACCUGUAUUUAUAUUCAUUUACUAAUGUUGAGUUGUAUUACAUGACUAAAAUACAAAGAGGUUGUCAUUUUGGUAAUGUGUAUUCUGUAUUGUAAUGCAUAUUACAGCAUGCAGCUUCAUGACCUAUAUACAAACAUCAAUAAAUCAUUUAUUGCCCUA